AUGGCAUCGCUGCUUCAGUCAUCCACGUCUCCCACAUCCCCAUUUCCUUCUUCUCUACUCUCUACUUUCUCCUCCAACAACCCUCGCUUUCCCUUUCUUCACCUUCACUACCCUCUCCGUCACGCCGUCAGGUGUAAUCUGGUGGAGCCCAUCAAGUUUGACAACGGCAAGCCUUCCAUCCCGAUCUUCAACAACUCUCCUCAUCAAUCCUUGCCUGGUUUUUUAUCCUCCACAACUACUUCCCAUUUAGAUAACACUCUUCCUCCUUGCAACAAAAAUGACACCAGGCUGCGCAUUUUCUCCGGCACAGCUAAUCCUGCUCUCUCUCAUGAAAUUGCUUGCUACAUGGGUUUGGAGCUUGGCAAGAUUAAAAUUAAACGUUUUGCUGAUGGGGAGAUUUAUGUCCAACUGCAAGAAAGUGUCAGAGGCUGUGAUGUUUUUCUCGUCCAACCCACUUGUCCACCUGCCAAUGAGAACCUCAUGGAGCUGCUCAUUAUGAUUGAUGCUUGUCGCAGGGCGUCUGCCAAAAAUAUUACUGCUGUUAUUCCUUAUUUUGGCUAUGCCAGGGCCGAUAGAAAGACUCAAGGGCGUGAAUCCAUUGCUGCCAAGCUUGUUGCAAAUUUGAUUACUGAAGCAGGUGCGAAUCGUGUUCUUUCCUGUGAUCUUCAUUCUGGACAGUCCAUGGGGUAUUUUGACAUUCCCGUCGAUCAUGUGUAUGGUCAGCCUGUGAUACUUGAUUACCUUGCUAGCAAGUCUAUAUGUUCUGAUGACUUGGUGGUGGUCUCCCCUGAUGUUGGUGGUGUAGCAAGAGCUCGUGCUUUUGCCAAGAAAUUAUCAGAUGCACCUCUAGCCAUUGUGGAUAAAAGGCGUCAUGGACACAAUGUUGCAGAGGUGAUGAAUUUGAUAGGUGAUGUGAAGGGGAAAGUUGCAGUUAUGGUAGAUGACAUGAUCGACACAGCUGGAACUAUUAGCAAAGGUGCAGCUCUAUUACAUCAAGAAGGGGCAAGGGAGGUCUAUGCAUGCACUACACAUGCUGUUUUCAGCCCUCCUGCCAUUGAGAGGUUAUCAAGUGGUCUUUUUCAAGAGGUUAUCAUAACAAACACUAUUCCCGUGUCAGAGCAGAACUAUUUUCCUCAACUCACUGUCUUGUCAGUAGCAAACCUCUUGGGCGAGACCAUAUGGCGUGUUCAUGAUGACUGCUCUAUUCAUUCUUGGUUUUUUGUCGUUGUCAGGGUGGCAUCGAACCCUAUUCCAGCUUGGGCAUUGAUUGAUCAAUAUAGAUGGUUGGUGUCUGCCUCCCAGGUUGCACUCUUGCCAAUUUUAGCUUCCUUCUUGGAAAGUGUUACCAGAUUGUAG
Molecule: messenger RNA, 1356 nt
Organism: Dovyalis caffra
Lineage: Eukaryota; Viridiplantae; Streptophyta; Magnoliopsida; Malpighiales; Salicaceae
Source: the annotation of a GenBank genome assembly